This is a messenger RNA of Oncorhynchus gorbuscha (pink salmon), 1328 nucleotides long. It is a transcript of the gene fndc4a, whose product is annotated as fibronectin type III domain containing 4a. Gene Ontology annotation, molecular function: protein binding. The record is from RefSeq and is a predicted model, not a curated record. Lineage: Eukaryota; Metazoa; Chordata; Actinopteri; Salmoniformes; Salmonidae. The transcript has 6 exons. Bases 590 to 1252 code for a protein of 220 amino acids.
GAGAGGUGCGCUGCCAGAUGCCAAGGCGCUUGUCUGUCUAUAGUUCCAGAGCGAUGUCCGUGAUGCUGGACCUUCUCAACGUGUCAAUUCACAGGUUACCUGUAGCCUAUGCACUGACCACAAGACACGACGAACUCACACCAUAGGGGAUUGAGAAUCACACUUGAAAGAGGCAUGGUGUUUCUAUUUAGAAGAAACCUCCUUUAAAAACCUUGGAGUAGAUCGAACGCCGUCAGAUUCAAUGUGGGUACCGCGGUUUGAGAAAAGAGAGAAGUCUUCAAUAUCGGUGUGAUGGUUAACGAAUACAUAUGGGAUUAUUGUGGACAUGAAUGUACCGGGACGUGUUGACAAAAUGUUCGUCAAUAUGAUCUCUUUUGUCACAUACCUGAAGUUAAUUGAUCUACUCUGAAUACUUCCGACUCAAAGGUUUCAACGGUCGCUUGGAUAAUAAGUGAUUAAUUCGGGAUUGUUUUUCUUCUUCCAAUAUGCUUAUGAAUUGAACGCAUUAAGUAGCCUGCAAGUGGGUACUUGAAGAUCUGACAUCUAGACAUUUUGAUAUAUAGAUUUGAGGAGAAUAAAACACGAAGCCAUGUCUUGUCUGCUGGUGUUAGUGAACUGUGUGAUCCUGUUGCUCUUCGCCAGCGACAUGUUGUUGGUCAGUGGAAACCGCCCUCCUGCUCCCGUCAACGUGUCUGUGAUGCACCUGAGGGCCGACUCUGCCACCGUCUCCUGGGAGGUACCUGAGGGUGACAUCAUCAUCGGCUUCUCCAUCUCACAGCAGAGACAGCAGGGCCACACCCAGCGCUUCAUCAGGGAGGUGAAUACCACCAGCAAGGCCUGUGUUCUGUGGGAUCUGGACGAGGAGACGGACUAUAUUAUCCAGGUCCAGUCUAUUGGUCUGUAUGGAGAGAGUCAGGCCAGCAAGAGGGUCCACUUCAGAACCCUCAAGAAGUCUGACCGCUUCCUGUCCAACAGCUCCAACCAAGAUGACCCUGCAGUGGAAGGUCUGGACAAGACACGGCAGCUCCAGACAGGAGAGGCGAUCAUCAUUGUGGUCGUGCUGCUCAUGUGGGCAGCUGUCAUUGCCCUGUUCUGUCGGCAGUAUGACAUCAUCAAGGACAACGACUCUAGUACCGGCAAAGACAAGGUAAAGCCACCGUCGUUGGCGAGCACGCCAGAACACUGCUCCGGAGGACUGCUGAGGAAUAAGUUUCAUCCGUCGCUACAAUCCAUCAACAUAAUUGAGGUUUAAGGGAAGAAUGCAGAAUGCAGAAUGCAGAAUGCAGAAUGAAGAAUGCAGAAUGCAGAAUGAAGAAUGCAGAAUGAAG